GUUCUCUUAGCAGUCAUCUCUUACUGUCUGUUCAACACUACUAUGGCUUCUUUAGUAUCCAAACUUUCUUUCUUCUUCUUCUUUGUCCUUGUUCUCUCCCCUCAAAUUCAAGCCAGAGAAGGCAAAGUCUUUAGCCUCUUCACCCAUUUUAGAACCAUCUACAAUGUCAAAGAGCAUCAAAAUUUGCCUGAGAAACCAAAAGCUAAAUCACCAACACCAGCACCCGCACUAGAGCCUAUAGCAGCACCAACACCAGAACCAAUCACUGCACCAGCACCAGCACCAGCACCAGAAUCAGGAUCAACAACAGUAGAAUCAGGGCCAGCACCAGAGCCUGAUUUUGUUGACAAUGGAAAUGGCUAUGGCCUUUAUGGCACUGAGUCUUCUGCUACUCAAUAUUCUUCUCCCAACAAGGAGACUCCAAUCACAACCACAACCACCUUUGAAAAUGAGCUUCUUGAUGAAGAUCUCACUGGUGAGAGCUUCAACAACAACAACAACAAUAAUUAUAACUACAACCCCAACAGCUACAGCAACAAUGAGGUGAAAAGAAAUAGCAACAAUUACAACAAUGAAGAAGAGUUCAGGAACAAUUACAACAAUGGCUAUGACAAGAACCAUGAGGACAGCUACUCCAACAACAAUGAAGAAGAGUUCAGGAGCAGUUACAACAAUGGUUAUGAUAACAAGAACCAUGAGGACAGCUACUCCAACAACAACUACAAUGAAAGGUACACCAAUAACUACAACAAUGGCAAUGAAUACAGCAACAACAAAAACAGCUACAAUGAAAAGUAUACCAGUAACUACAACACUAACAAUGAAUACAACAGCAACUACAACAAUGUCUUUGAUGAGGUGAAGAGAGAAGGAAUGAGUGACACAAGGUUCAUGGAGAAUGGCAAGUACUAUUAUCCUGUGAAGAACAAUAAUAAUCAGAAUUAUAACCUCAAUGAGUAUGAAUCAGUGAGAGGAAAAACUGAGAAUGAAGGAUACUAUGAGAAAACUCAGUACCCUAAUGAGUUUGAUACCAUGGAAGAGUAUGAGAAGCAGCAAGAAAUCCAAGGGUAUACACCAUGAGUGUUAUUUUUUCCCUUACUUUUUCCUUCCAUCAUAUUUUUAGACAAUUAGAGAGUGAGUUAAACAGAAUGCAUACGAAUUCAGAAGAACAAAGAUACUAAGUUAUGUGGGCAUUGUGAUGCUUUAUUUUCUAGUUUCAUCAGUGGUCUUGCACAGUUUCUUGUUUUGCAGAUCCAAACGAUGGAAAGUAUGAUGUAAUGUUGUCAUUUUGUGCAGUGUGAGAUUCUAGCUUUCUUUGGUAGUUCACCAAAUGGAAAGUUUUACAUUUUGUGCUCAAAUGUUCUGUUAACAAUUAUAUGAAGUAAAUUUCUUGCUUUCUU
Arachis stenosperma is the source of this 1400-nucleotide messenger RNA. RefSeq lists its product as uncharacterized. The transcript has a single exon. The record is from RefSeq and is a predicted model, not a curated record. NCBI's taxonomy places the organism in Eukaryota, Viridiplantae, Streptophyta, Magnoliopsida, Fabales, Fabaceae. The coding region runs from base 43 to 1080 and encodes 345 amino acids.